Molecule: messenger RNA, 1628 nt
Organism: Corylus avellana
Lineage: Eukaryota; Viridiplantae; Streptophyta; Magnoliopsida; Fagales; Betulaceae
Product: cytochrome P450 CYP82D47-like
Molecular function (GO): monooxygenase activity; heme binding; iron ion binding
Source: RefSeq, a predicted model, not a curated record
AUGCUCUUUCCUCAGCACGCAUUCUCUGCAACUUUCAUGGCCACUAUCCUCGCCUUUUUUCUGUUCCUCUUCUUCCUAUUAUGGAUACUAAGAAAAACCCGUAAAACAACACUUCCACCAGAAGCUGGUGGCGCUUGGCCGUUGAUUGGCCACCUCCACCUAUUACGAGGACCAAAACCAGCCCAUAUUACGUUGAGUAAGAUGGCCGAUAAGUAUGGAUCACUCUUCACUAUCCAGCUGGGUGUACAUCCUGCUCUGAUAGUGAGCAAUUGGGAGGUAGCUAAAGAGUGCUUCACCACUCAUGACAAAGUCUUUGCCAACCGUCCAAAAGCUAUAGCUUCAGAACUCAUGGGCUACAACUAUGCCUUGUUUGUGCUUAGUCCUUACGGUCCUUACUGGCGCCAAGUGCGUAAAAUAGCCACGGUGGAGGUCCUCUCAAAUCACCGCCUUGCGAUGCUCAAACACAUCCGAGAGCAUGAGGUAAAUAGAUCCAUAAAAGAGAUGUAUGAACUCUGGGUGAAGAACAACAAUAUGUUGGUAGAUAUGCAGAGAUGGUUUGGGUCCUUAGCCCUAAAUAUUGUAUUUAAGAUGGUUGUGGGGAAGCGAUUUUAUGGGGCUGAAGACGAGGACGAGAAUGUUGGUGACGAUCAGUGCCGGCAGACAUUAAAAGAUGUCUUUGAGUUGAGUGGUACAGUUGUGGUAGCAGAUGUGCUUCCUUACUUAAGGUGGUUGGACUUUGGAGGGUACGAGAAGACGAUGAAGAAAACUGCAAAAGAAUUUGAUCAUGUGCUUGAAGGUUGGUUGGAAGAGCAUAAGCAAAGGAAAGUUUCCGGUGAGGGAAAGGGAGACAAAGACUUUAUGGAUGUGAUGUUGUCCGUUGUUGCCAACGAAGAAAAGAUCUCCAAUUAUGACGCUGAUACAAUUACUAAAGCUACAUGCCUGUCCCUUGUCGUAGCGGGUGCAGAUACAACAGCAACAACGUUGACAUGGGCUAUCUCUCUACUUCUUAACAACCGAAAAGCCUUAAAGAAUGCACAACAAGAGUUAGAUGUGCAAAUUGGCAAGGAUAGGCAAGUAAAGGAAUUAGACAUAAAAAACCUAGUCUAUCUCCAAGCUAUCAUCAAAGAAACAAUGCGUUUACACCCUGCAGCAUCGCUCUCUCCCCCGCACGAGUCCAUGGAAGACUGCACUUUGGCUGGCUACCAUGUUCCAGAAGGAACACGACUCCUUGUUAAUAUUUCAAAGAUCCAUCGAGACCCAAAUGUGUGGUCUGAUCCAAAUGAAUUUCAGCCAGAAAGAUUCCUUAUAGCCGAUAAGGAUGUUGAUGUUAGGGGCAACCAUUUCAAAUUUAUACCAUUUGGCUCCGGUAGAAGGGUGUGCCCGGGAAUCUCAUUUGCGUUGCAAGUUAUGCAUCUCACACUUGCCACCUUGUUGCACGCUUUUGAAAUUGCAACCCCGUUAGACGAGCUUGUGGAUAUGACUGAGAAAGUCGGAAUUAACAAUCAGAAAGCUACACCGGUUGAAGUCCAUCUCACUCCACGCCUUCCUACACAAGUAUAUGCAUAGUUUGAUUAGAUAUGUGGUAACUAAAAUGUGUACUACACUGUUUCAUACUAUGAGUGAUGUUA